This is a messenger RNA of Maylandia zebra (zebra mbuna), 2196 nucleotides long. The record is from RefSeq and is a predicted model, not a curated record. NCBI's taxonomy places the organism in Eukaryota, Metazoa, Chordata, Actinopteri, Cichliformes, Cichlidae.
AAGAGCAAGGACAUCUUUUCCUUCACUUCAGUGGGAUUAGUGGAAGAAGUGCCCUCUUUAUUCUGCUGGCUGCCAUCUCAGCGCUCAUAAAGGCAAAAUGAAAAAGAAGCUUGGACGGAGAAGAGAGAGGAUCAAGAUAAGUGACAAGUUUAGAUUACAGAGCCAUUCAGCUUUUACUUUCUUAGAGUAAAGGAACAAGAACAAUGUUUUAGAUCCCAAAGGAGACAUACAAAUAGUCUGUUACUGCAGCUUCCCGCACUGUUAUUUUGCUGCUUUCUAAGUAAUGACUUAACCCAGGGGUCAGAUGAACAGUGCUAUAUGUGGCACUACAAUGGAACAGCAGCCUACUUCAUUCAGUCCCUCUGUCCAGAUCUCGUUGCCACUUCCAAAAACUGCUGGUGAGAACAACUUCAGGAGAAUCAGCCGCACAGAGGACAGCAUUCCCUAUCCGAUCCCAGGCUUGGCCGCAGACAUCCUGCACAUGCGAGUAAAAGGAGGAAGCAAGAUUCGCAGCUUACUGCAGUUUGCAGCAGCUCGCAUGCAAGGGGAAGUAAGAAACCCAAAUGGGAUGUCACUAAGACAGGUGGUCUUCACUGGCUCAGGCAGAGGAGUCACAAAAACUAUCACCUGUGUGGAGAUCCUGAAACGUAAAGUUGAAGGUCUGCACCAGGUGUCCAAACUCUACUAUAACACAGUGAAGGAGGUUUGGAAGAGUCCACAGCCUGGAGCACCAGGUAUAACCAUGGAGCGGAGAGUUCCUGCCAUCUGCAUCUAUCUAUCUAAAGAUCCUCUGGACCCCCAGGAGCCUGGAUAUCAGCCACCACAAAUCAGCAGUGUUCCUACAGAGGAUGCUGAGAGACGGAAGGGUCUGCUCAGGACGGCUCAUGCUCACUCAUCCCCACACACAGCCAAGAGACUCUGUCUGGAUGAUUCGAGUGCAUGUCCUCCCCUAAACCUCUGAUUACUUCAUGAGAAAUAAGAAAUUUGGCAUUUGCAUAGAUUUAAUAGAUUGUUGUGUGCUCCGUUUUACAGCAUGAAGCUUUCUUGAAGAAAAUAAUACCUCUGCAUUUCUGGGGGUUUAUCGUGAUGCUUAUGUAAGGCAUUUUGCUACAAAAGUAAACAGUUGUGUCUAUAAUGCUUCUUUGCAAUACUUUGUCACUUUGUUGUGAAAUGUAACAGGUUAACAUAUGACUAUAACUAUUAUUAUCAACAAUAUCAGUAAUAGAUUUGUAGUCAUAGAGGGGGAAGUAUUUUAAUCCUGCUGAAUUUCUAUGUUGCCUCACUUACAAAGAAAUGAACAGUCUCGGAUUUUUAUGAGAAUUUAAAGAGCUAGUGGCUAAAAUUCCUCCUGAGAUGUCUUACUGCUGUGCUUACCGACAGUGAUUUCUCCACCAAGUACUAAGUCAUGUUUUGCUUGGGGAUUAAAUACUGAUUUCAGUCAAUGUCAGGCAUUCAACUUUGAUUUUUGAUUUUUGGUUAGUAUUCUAUCUCUCUUCAUUAACAUGAAACUACCUUAAAAAUCAAGAACUGAUCAUUUCUUUGUAAACUUCUGCAGGGGAUCAAAUGAUUAUUUGCCCCACUUUAUAAGCUGAUGAUGGUGUUUUAGUGUAGUUACAUUAAUAGUUAGUUUACUUGCAAAUGAACAAGCAAACUCCACUGUGCCCAGCUGGGAAAACAGCUGGGGAAAGAAGCAUACACAACAACCCAUGCUAGACACUAAUGACCACUGUCCGGGGUCAUUCUGAUGCAAAAAAUCAACCAGUAGUCAUGGAAUUGGUCAUAGUCAUUUUAAAUAUAAAGAACAUGUUUUGCAUCAGUUGUCUAUAUUCUGUUUUCUGCCUGUGGAAAUAAUUCAUGUGCACAAUAAUGGCUCACAAGAGCAUACGUUUUUGGUUUGUUUGACUGACUUUUAUAAUGAUGGUACUCUUUUGUAGUAGAGUCACAUCAAUAAAAAUGAAUCAUAAAGUGACACAGUGGUCAAGUGGUCACCUCACUAACCUCCAGGUUAGUUGGGACUUCUUUGUGUAAAAGCUGCAUGUUCCACCUGUGUGUGCUUUCUCCCUCACAAGAGAUUGUUAUUUUUAGGUUAACUUUGAACUGGCAAUCGGUGUAGUUGUUUAUAUCUGUGGUAGACCGGUGACCUGCAUAGGUUAUGUGUAAUGCUCUAGUUCGCCUUUGACCCAGGCUGAAUAAAUA